AUGUUAGACAAAACACAAAUUACAGUUAACCAAAUAACAGAACUAUUAGAAGAAGCUAAAGAAAGUUACAAAAAUGAUAUCAAAGAGUUGAAUGAAGAAAUAGAAAAACUAACAAAGACAAGAAAAGAGUUGUUAGAAUUUCAAAAAGUAGUCGAUAUAUCAAUGAUUGCUGAUCCUGUUACACUCGUUGUUGGUGGAGUAAAGUUUCAAGCAUCAAAGGCAACACUCACCAGCAUCAAAGGCACAUACUUUGAUGCAAUGUUGUCUGGUGAUAUCAAAAUUACUUCUGUUACUGGCAAACCAAACACUUUCUUUAUUGACAGAGACGGAACUAAUUUUGCAUAUAUUUUAAAUUAUCUUCGUGAUCAUGAUGCAGUUAUAUUCCCAGCAUCGAUCAAAAGUGCAAUCGAAAGGGAAUUACAAUUCUAUAAAAUCACAAUUCCUGAGCCACCUUGCUCUAUGUUGGACCAUGUUCAAAUGGCUCCUGUUUAUGAAUGGCUAGGUUCACAUAAAAAAUUAAAUUUAAUUUAUAAAGCAACAAAAGAUGGAUUUGAAGCUAAAUCAUUCCAUGAUAAAUGUGAUGGAAAAGGUGCAACUAUUACAUUUAUUAAAUCAAUUGAAGGCGAGGUAUUCGGUGGCUAUAACAGCCAAUCAUGGAAUUCAGAUAACAAUCAAGAUGGUUAUGGUGACACAAAUUGUUUUAUUUUCACAAUCAUCAACAAUUAUGGAAGAGAACCAACCAAGUUUGUGGCUAUACCAGGCUUUACCGAUGGUUAUGUGUAUGGGUACUCCACACAUGGUCCAAUGUUUGGAUCUGAUAUUCAGAUUUGUAGUAAUAGCAACAACGACAUAAAUAGCUACUCUGGUUUCCCUCAUCACUAUCACGAGUCAUCAAAGAUAUCACAAGGAAGAUAUACUUUUUGUUCAUUUGAUGAAAUCGCAAUGGAAGAAAUCGAGGUAUUUACAACUGAUUAA
Messenger RNA from Cavenderia fasciculata, 975 nucleotides. RefSeq lists its product as uncharacterized. Gene Ontology annotation, molecular function: protein binding. The transcript has 3 exons. Gene Ontology annotation, biological process: protein homooligomerization. The record is from RefSeq and is a predicted model, not a curated record. Lineage: Eukaryota; Evosea; Eumycetozoa; Acytosteliales; Cavenderiaceae. Bases 1 to 975 code for a protein of 324 amino acids.